Molecule: messenger RNA, 4418 nt
Organism: Nerophis lumbriciformis (worm pipefish)
Lineage: Eukaryota; Metazoa; Chordata; Actinopteri; Syngnathiformes; Syngnathidae
Gene: trpm4a
Product: transient receptor potential cation channel, subfamily M, member 4a
Biological process (GO): calcium ion transmembrane transport
Cellular component (GO): plasma membrane
Molecular function (GO): calcium-activated cation channel activity; ligand-gated calcium channel activity
Source: RefSeq, a predicted model, not a curated record
GUCCUGUGUGCUUUUUCCUCCUGUAUAACAGGUUAGUUUUGGUGAAUCAACUCACUGAAUAAUAUCCAUGUGAUCUUUAUAAGUUUAAGUACACAUUCUGGAGGAGGUCUCAAGGUUGGCAAUCAAUACAGUAUCUGGGUCGUUCCGCCCAACCCUUUUAAGCGGCGAGUCCGGCAGGCGCUUCAUCAGAGAAGGCAGGAUGAAGGCGGCGGAGAAGCAGAAAGAAGUUCUUGUCAAGUCUCCGAGUAAGAAAGAGAAGGAUAAGAGCUGGAUCCCCAACAUCAUCAAGAAGCGAGUGUGCACCGCUUUUGUCGAAGACCCGUCCAGUGAUGGAGAGCUGUGUCUUUGUGGCGGCGUGCGGGACUUGCAUGACUCUUUCCCUGAGAAGACCGAGGAGAGAAAGAAGACAGAGGAGACAAAGGAGACUGAGGAGACAAAGGAGACUGAGGAGACAAAGGAGACUGAGGAGACUGAGGAGAUAGAGGAGUCCUUGGAGGUGGUCCACCAGUGGGACAGUAGCAAGCACACCACAGAGUCUCCCACCGAUGCCUUCGGAGAGCUGGAGUUUGCCGGCGCCAGUUGCAGGCACAGUUAUUUUCUGCGGCUAUCAUGUGACACGCCACCUCAAAAAAUCUACACCCUGCUGACCACACACUGGCGAUUGCCCUCACCCAAUUUGGUGGUGUCAGUGGUGGGAGGCGAAGGACGUGAGACGAUCAAAACAUGGGUGAGAGAUGUCCUGAGGAAUGGGCUGGUUCGAGUUGCACAGAGUACAGGGGCCUGGAUCUUUACGGGGGGUCUACGGGAAGGCGUGGCUCGCUGUGUCGGCGAGGCGGUGAGGGACCACAGCGCUGCAGCUUCGAAGAUCUCCAAGAAGAAAGUCAUAGCUGUGGGAAUCGCACCCUGGGGCAUUGUGUUCGACAGACAACAGCUCGUUAAUGCAGAGGGAAGCUUCCCCGCUUGCUACUACGUCCAGAACACGGCACAUGACUCGUGCCUCCUGGACAGCAACCACCAAGCGUUCUUGCUGGUGGAUGAUGGGAGUAGCGGCCGAAGGGGAGGAGAGACGGCCUUUCGUGCAGGUCUGGAAGGUCAUAUCUCUCACCAGCGCACCGGCAUUCUGGGUAGUGGCAGCAUUGAAAUCCCAGUGCUGUGUAUGCUCAUCUCAGGAGACGCCAGCAUGCUGAAAAGACUAGAGAAUUCUUUGAGUAAAUCCACGCCCUGGCUUGUCCUCGCCGACACUGGUCCAGCUGCAAACCUGAUCAGUGAUCUUCUAAUGAGUCUUCCUUGCAUCGCAAUAAGCCCCUCUUUAUUCGAGGCGGGAGAUAUGGAUUGUCUCUGCAUGGACAUCCGUGACAGGAUCCGCGACAAGAUCCAGAAACACUUUCCAGAUGAAAGUGACCGGGACAAACUGGUGGACAGCGCUCUGAGUAUUCUUUUUAACAGAGACCUCAUCACUGUGUUCCACGCAGAGCAGGGACUUGAUGAAUUUGAUAAUGUACUCCUCAAAGCCCUUGUUCGAGCUAGCAAACGUUUGUCCAGCGACGCCAGCGAGUACACUGAAGAGUUGAAACUGGCUGUGGCCUGGAACCGAGUGGACAUCGCCAAGACAGAACUCUUCACCGGAAACAUACUGUGGAAGUACGAUGACCUGGAGGGUUCAAUGACAGACGCUCUCAUCAACGACAAGCCUCAGUUUGUGCGGCUCUUCUGUGAAAACGGUCUGAAUAUUCUGGACUACAUGACAUACCAACGCUUGGAGAGUUUGUAUCGCUCGCUCUCGGACAGCUCCGUGGCCUACGUCCUUCUGCAGAGGCGCCUGAGUGACCGUCUGAGUCUGGAUGGAUCUCGACCCAGUCUGAACGGAGUCAUAGGGGCACCGCGCCUUAGCACACAGAGUGCAACAUCCGGACCUGCUUCAGGGAAUGACCUCAGCUUGUUUGAGGUAUCACGUGUUCUGUGGGACCUGCUGGGAGAUGUCUGUCAGCCUUUCUACUAUGAACCCCUUGGUCUGGACUUCAAGAUCGGCUCUUCGAGGGCCCUCAGACAAGUCAACAAGAUGCUGCAUGGGGGCAAUUGUGCGUACCGGGACCAACGUUGCCACUCGCCCUGGGCAGCGCUCUUCAUCUGGGCUAUCUUGCAGAACCGCAGUGAGAUGGCUGUGUAUUUCUGGGAAAUGGCGGGCGAGUCGGUCAUGUGUGCCCUCGGCGGUUGUAAGCUGCUGAGGGAACUUUCUCAUUUGGAGAGUGAGAAUGAGAGCAAGGCGGCCAUGAAAGAGCUGGCACAGAAGUUUGAGGAUCUUGCACACGAUGUAUUUGGAGAAUGUUACCAGAGCAGCGAGAGGCGCUCCUUCACCCUCCUGAUAAGAAAGUCUCCAGUGUGGGUUGGAGCGACGUGUCUGCAGAUGGCAACUGCGGGUGAUGCUCGCCUGUUCUUCAGCCAUGACGGCGUUCAGUCGUUGCUGUCCCAGAUCUGGUGGGGCAGCAUGGACAGAACCACGGAGGCGUGGAAGCUGGUGAUCGCCUUCUUCAUGCCCCCUCUCAUCUUCACAAAUUUUAUCAGCUUCAGGCAGCAGGAAGACGAGGAUAUUCCAGUAGUAGUCCAGGUCAACCGCAAAGACGCUGACAUUCUGGAGGACAAUGAUGGCGCCGUCUUCUCCCUUGCUGAGAUUGUACACAAGGAUGAAGAGGCGGAUGAGUCCCAGGCUCUAGAAGAAAACCUAACAUCCUCUUCAACAUCCGACAUCAGGACACCGCCGUUCAUUCUGACGCGGUGGAGACAGUUUUGCGGCGCCCCCGUCACCACCUUCCUGGGCAACGUGCUGAUGUACUUCCUGUUCCUCUGCCUCUUCGCCUACAUCCUGUUGGUGGAUUUCAAGCCCGCACCUCCGAAAGGCCCUUCCUCCCUGGAAUUUGUGCUUUACUUUUGGGUUUUUACAUUAGUUUGUGAAGAAAUCCGACAGAUCUUCUUUGUGUCCAGCAACUUUAUGGUCCAGGGGAUGAAGAGUUACAUCAACGAUAUUUGGAACCAGUGUGACGUCACGGCCAUCACAAUCUUCAUUUGUGCUCUCGGCUGCAGAAUGUUCCCGCAGUCGUUCAAGUUCGGCCGAGCGUUGAUGGCAAUCGAUUUCAUGGUCUUCACGCUGCGUCUGAUCCACAUCUUUGCCGCCCACAAGCAACUCGGGCCCAAGAUUAUCAUCGUUGGCAAAAUGAUGAAAGACAUUUUCUUCUUCCUCUUUUUCCUGACUGUGUGGGUCAUCGCCUACGGAGUGGCCAACCAGGCGCUCCUCUACUCAUACGAUCCACGUCCCAACUGGAUAUUUCGUCGGGUCUUCUACAGACCCUACCUAUAUAUAUUCGGACUCAUUGACGUACAAGAAGUGGAUGCUGAUUUGAUUGGGGACAAGAGCUGUACCAACAAUGUGACGCUAAUCGAAGCGGGACAGGAGCCUUGCACAAACGCCGAUGUCAACUGGCUGGUUAUCGUCCUUCUGGUCAUCUACCUGCUGGUUACCAACAUACUGCUAAUCAAUCUCCUCAUCGCCAUGUUCAGUUUCACCUUCAACGAAGUUCAGGAGCGCAGUGACAUCUACUGGAAAUUCCAACGCUACAACCUGAUCGUGGAAUACCACUCCAGGCCUUCCAUGGCGCCGCCAUUCAUCAUCAUUUCACAUAUUAUUCUUUUUAUCAAGAGAUGCGUCCGCCAUAUACCCUCGGAAAAGACAAAACACUUUGUUUUGGAGCUGCCGGACAUCAAAGCCAGCCAGAUCAACAUGUGGGAGGCCAUCCAGAAAGAAAACCUCCUCUCGGCUGAGAACAAGCGGCAUAGGGAUAGUGACACGGAACGCCUCAAGCGUACAUCUUUCAAGGUGGACAGUGUGCUGAAGCAAAUGGUCGCACAUCGUGACCAGGACCAGCGUUUGCAGAUACUGGAGACAGAGAUGGAGUACUGCUGCAACUCUCUCUCCUGGAUGAUGGAGGCCAUGUCUCAGAGUAACCUCAUCAAAGCCAACCGCUCCCCUCCGGUCUUAAGAGACCUGUCUCCAAGCUGAACUUCCUAAACUCUCCUCACAGAGAUAUGUGCGAGCACACACACACACACACACACACACACACACACACACACACACAUACACAAUCUUGUAUUUGUUACCCUCUUGAGACCUCUGAAAAAUGGACCACCCUUUAUAGAUAUAUCAAGAUUUUUAUUUACAAUAUUAAUAAUGUAUACAUACUAUGCAAAUAUAAAAACAUAAGCUUUUAGUUGAAUUUUUUUAAUUUUUUUUUAUUGGUUUUUAAUCUUCAUUAUUUACUUCAAGUUAUUACAGUAUGUCUCUAUAUACAUUUUUUUUUUUUUUAUCAAUUUUGGCCAAAAGGGGGCGCAUUUCUAUUUCUGACACACACUUGUUAUUACAUAUG